AUAUAUAUCGAUUUCUGAUCUUUGUUCGACAUUUAUAGGCCACAGCUAGACUCGAGAAGCAGCAGGGAACGGGAAAUUCUUUAGAAGGUGGAAUGUGUUCUAAAGAGCGCAGCUACUUCCAGCGGACUAAUGCGUUUAAAAUCCCAUGCUAAACAUUCAUUUCCCUUUUAGGAAGGUCCUAACUUGACUAUUUAUGACGAUACUUCCACCUCUUCCUUCUUUAUCUGCUAUGACCAACAUCUCAGGCUCAAAAAAGCACAAUUACAAUUACAUAGAGCUAUCUCUUUCAUGCAAAACAGUAGACAAGCUUAGACCAAUAAUUUUGGUACAGAAUUUCUUCAACUUUAAUUCAAUUGCAAUUAAGGUGGCAGAAGGUGGCGGAUACAUACGUAUGUAUCUAUUACAUUUCACAAUAAAGUAAUAUGCCAUUUUAUGUGACUCUUGAAGCGUUGGAUAUCACUGGAACUGUUGCAGCUUUGGAAGAGACCUUAGAUUGUAUCAACAUUAGGUCGGUUCACAGCGAAGCAAAAACAUCUCUUUCCAACAGCAACUCUUCUAGACAUGGUGGAAGAUCUCUUAAUGACAUGAUCUAUCAUCUCACAAGAUUAAUCUAUAACUACAACGCUUGUUCGUUAGGGAUAGUAGCACAAAUCAGAAUAUCAAUUACAUGAAAUGUGGUGAACCCUCAGGAAAUAUAUAUAAGGGAUUAAGACACUUCAUCCCUGAUGGUACAACUCAAUUAAUUCACCAGUUAAACUCACUGUAAUCGAUUAGAUUACACGAUUACAACUUAUAGACAAGAAAAAAUGAUAGAGAAGAUACUUGAAGGAAGG
This is a messenger RNA of Wallemia mellicola CBS 633.66, 833 nucleotides long. RefSeq lists its product as hypothetical. Lineage: Eukaryota; Fungi; Basidiomycota; Wallemiomycetes; Wallemiales; Wallemiaceae. The transcript has 4 exons. The record is from RefSeq and is a predicted model, not a curated record. Bases 423 to 671 code for a protein of 82 amino acids.